This is a messenger RNA of Hibiscus syriacus, 675 nucleotides long. Its product is annotated as LOB domain-containing protein 29-like. The record is from RefSeq and is a predicted model, not a curated record. Gene Ontology annotation, cellular component: nucleus. Gene Ontology annotation, biological process: hormone-mediated signaling pathway; positive regulation of DNA-templated transcription. Bases 37 to 675 code for a protein of 212 amino acids. The transcript is spliced from 2 exons. NCBI's taxonomy places the organism in Eukaryota, Viridiplantae, Streptophyta, Magnoliopsida, Malvales, Malvaceae.
CAACCCACUAAAAUACCCAUAAAAAGAAGGAAGAAGAUGACAGGUUCUAGUUCACCUUGUGGUGCCUGCAAGUUCUUGAGGAGAAAAUGCGUCAGGGGCUGUGUUUUUGCACCUUAUUUCUGCCAUGAACAAGGUGCUACACAUUUUGCUGCCAUACACAAGGUGUUUGGUGCAAGCAACGUUUCAAAGCUGCUUGCUCAACUCCCUCUAAAUGACCGCUUUGAAGCUGCUCUAACCAUUUCAUAUGAAGCUCAAGCUAGGGUUCAAGACCCUAUUUAUGGCUGCGUUUCCCAUAUCUUUGCUCUCCAACAACAGGUUUUCAAUCUACAGGCACAGCUUGCUUCUCUCAAAGAAUUACAAGCAGCUCAGAGCUCUGUUACUGAAAACCCUAAUGACCGAUACCAUGGGAAACUUCAUAAUCUUCAGGAUUUCCAAAGUUGGUUUCAGACGGAUAGUACACCGAAUUUUGAUCCGAAUUCAUACGGGUUGGUGUUGGAUCCGACUAGCUCUUUGAGGAACUUCGAAAAUUCAGGCAGCUCUUCGGGAUCCGAGGAUUGUGUCUCGUUUACUACAACUUUUGGCAUGCAGACAAGCAACAGACAAUGGAAUAAUUGCCAGGAUGUUGCUGUUGAUGACCUUCAAGCAAUGGCCUUUGGCUAUGCUCAACAUUCAUGA